AUGUCGAAAAAAUAUUAUGAAAAAUUAUUAUGCGAUAUCCAAAAUCAAUCCAAGCCCGUGGAGUCAAAAUUCGGGUCGUAUAUUCUUCAAAAAUUUGGAUGGGAAAAAGGUAAAGGAUUAGGGAAAAACGAGAAUGGGGAUGUUAAUAUUAUGAAAAUAAAAAAAUAUGGAGAACAUGGGCUGGGAUAUAAAGAACAAAAUGAAGAACAAAACAACAACAGUAUGUGGUGGGAAAAUAUGUACAAUACAUGUGCAGCAAAAAUAAGUACUAAUAAUAAUGACCAUAUUGAAAAACAUAAUUUUACAGAAAAUAAAAAAUUAAAAAAUAAUAAAGAAGAUAAAAAUCUUAAAUAUUCCAUUUUUGUGAAAAAAAAUAACUGUAUAAUAAGUGCAUUUUGUGAUAAUUAUUCACAAAAUUCAUCAAAGGAAAAGGAAGAUAAUCAUAAUAGCCACACAAAAAAUGAUACGAAAAAUGGCAAUAAUAACGAAAUGAAAAAUGGUAACGACUUUAAAACAAAGCACAAAGAAAUAAAUAAAGAGAAAAAUAAAAUGAAUAGUCACUUUGGUAAUAAUAUUUUUCAUUAUAAAAACAAAAUGUCCAAUAAUAAUAACUUCAUUAUGAAUAAAUCAAAAGCCAAAAAAAAUGGAAAAAAAUGUAAUAAUAUAUAA
Molecule: messenger RNA, 669 nt
Organism: Plasmodium berghei ANKA
Lineage: Eukaryota; Apicomplexa; Aconoidasida; Haemosporida; Plasmodiidae
Product: conserved Plasmodium protein, unknown function
Exons: 4
Coding region: 1-669 (222 amino acids)
Biological process (GO): regulation of ribosome biogenesis
Cellular component (GO): nucleolus
Molecular function (GO): nucleic acid binding
Source: RefSeq, a predicted model, not a curated record